AUGGCGGGAACAGUCUGCGGGGAGUUCCGUGCAGGAACGGCGCGGCCAGUCCGGCGUAGCUGCGGCCGGGAUUUUGAAAGAGCUGGAACGCGCCUCCCCUCCCCCUGCCCGUCGCGUCGCCUCCCCUCCCUCUGCCCGUCGCGUUCCCCUCCCCUCCUCCUGCCCGUCGCGUCCCGUCGCCUCCCCCCUGCCCGUCGCGUCGCCUCCCCUCCCUCUGCCCGUCGCGUUCCCCUCCCCUCCUCCUGCCCGUCGCGUACCGUCGCCUCCCCCUGCCCGUCGCUUCGCCUCCCCUCCCCCUGCCCGUCGCGUUCCCCUCCCCUCCUCCUGCCCGUCGCGUCCCGUCGCCUCCCCCUGCCCGUCGCGUCGCCUCCCCUCCCCCUGCCCGUCGCGUUCCCCUCCCCUCCUCCUGCCCGUCGCGUACCGUCGCCUCCCCCUGCCCGUCGCGUCGCCUCCCCUCCCCCUGCCCGUCGCUUUCCCCUCCCCUCCUCCUGCCCGUCGCGUACCGUCGCCUCCCCCUGCCCGUCGCGUCGCCUCCCCUCCCCCUGCCCGUUGCGUUCCCCUCCCCUCCUCCUGCCCGUCGCGUACCGUCGCCUCCCCCUGCCCGUCGCGUCGCUUCCCCUCCCCCUGCCCGUCGCGUUCCCCUCCCCUCCUCCUGCCCGACGCGUCCCGUCGCCUCCCCCUGCCCGUCGCGUCGCCUCCCCUCCCCCUGCCCGUCGCGUUCCCCUUCCCUCCUCCUGCCCGUCGUGUACCGUCGCCUCCCCCUGCCCGUCGCGUCGCCUCCCCUCCCCCUGCCCGUCGCUUUCCCCUCCCCUCCUCCUGCCCGUCGCGUACCGUCGCCUCCCCCUGCCCGUCGCGUCGCCUCCCCUCCCCGUCGUGUUCACUCCCCUCCCCCUGCCCUAA
Molecule: messenger RNA, 900 nt
Organism: Closterium sp. Naga37s-1
Lineage: Eukaryota; Viridiplantae; Streptophyta; Zygnematophyceae; Desmidiales; Closteriaceae
Source: the annotation of a GenBank genome assembly